Pimephales promelas (fathead minnow) is the source of this 863-nucleotide messenger RNA. Lineage: Eukaryota; Metazoa; Chordata; Actinopteri; Cypriniformes; Leuciscidae. The record is from RefSeq and is a predicted model, not a curated record.
AUGACUCUUCCUCUUCCUCUUCUUCUUCUUCUUCUGCUGUGCUUCAUCAGUUAUAGCGGAUCCUCCAGUAUAUCUGUGUCAGGAUUAAAGGGAGGAAUCGUCACUCUAUCCUGUGGAUCUGAGGACAGAGAGAUUGUGGAUAUCAGUUUAUUCCAUCGGUCAAAAAAGAUCCCUGUGUGUGAGAGAAACUGCAGCGGUCGAGUGUGUAAAGAAGGAUCAUGUGAUGUCAUCAUCAACAACCUGAUCUACAGGGACGCUGGGAAAUACUUUUUACAUGUUUAUUACAAUAAUGAUCAGACAGAAGUAAAGCGACUAAUGCUGGAGUAUAAACUUCAUAUUCACGAUGAGAUCUCAGUGAAGAAAGGAGAGCAGCUGAAGUUGGAUGUUCUGUUGACCAAUGCUGAUAAAGUGGAGAGAAACUCUGGCUCCGGCUGGACAGAGCUGUGGAGGAGAGGUCACGGGGUCAGCAGUGAUGGACUGAGCGUCAGUCUGACCAUUAGUAAUUUUACAGCCAACGACACUGGAUCAUACAGAGUUCUGGACUCUAAUAAUGAAACCUUGAUCACAGUCACAGUCACAGAAUCUAGAACAGAAUCAAAGGGGAAACUGGAUACUGAUGAUGAUCACAAACCGAAUGAGCAACAUAAUCACUGGGUUAUUGUGCCGUCAGUGUGUGGAGCUCUGCUGGUUCUGGCGGCUGUGAUUGUGUUUGUUGUCAUCAGGAAACACCAAUGUCAGAACAGGAACGCUGAUCAUGAUCCCUUCCAAGGGGUCCCAAUGCAAGAAAGAGAAUAGUAGUCCAGAACUGCGUCCGGAAACUGAUAAAUGUCUUCGUAUAGGACGCAUUUCAAAAUCGUGAGGCA